GUCAAGAAGCGUACGUGAGCAAAUUGAAAGAAGAUCUGUUUGACGAAGAUCUCAUUGUCAGAUGCAAAUGGCUCUCAACAAGAAUCUUGAUGGUGCUGAUGCUAUACUUGUGGGUGGUCUACCUGAUUACAUUACAGAAACACAGAUCAGGGAAUUUCUUGAGACUUUUGGUCCACUUCGUGGCUUUGAAUUGGUGAAAGAUAGAGAUACUCGAGCAUGCUGUGUAUAUCAAGAUCCUGCAGUUACAGAUAUUGUUUGUGUUGCUCUGAAUGGAAUAAAAUCUGGAGAUAAGACUCUUACUGUUAGACGAGCUUAUCAAGCUGAAAACCAGCCAAAACCUGCACUACAGAGAGUCAUGUUUCCACAAGAAUUAGCGGCAACGAAGCCGAAGGUUGCUAGUUUAAGCCAGGGUAUAUCUGCUGCUGCUGAUGGACUUGAUGGUCCUGACCGUUUAUUUGUGGGUGGUAUUCCUGAUUACUUUAGAGAAGCAGAGAUCAGGACAUUUCUAGAGACUUUUGGUCCACUUCGGGGCUUUGAAUUGGUGAAAGAUAGAGAUACAGGAAUUUCAAAGGGUUAUGCAUUCUGUGCUUAUCAAGAUCCUGUGGUAACAGAUAUUGCUUGUGCUGCUAUGAAUGGAAUAAAAUUUGGAGACAAGACGCUCAUACUUAGACGAGCGCCAAAACCUGAGCAAGAAGGCAGAUUAACUCAUGCACUACAGAGACUCACGCUUCAGCCAGAAUCAGUGGCAACGAAGGUUGUUCGUAUAAGUCAGGCUAUAUCUACUACUGAUCUGAAAGAUGAUAAGGACUAUGAAGAUAUUGUAGAUGAUAUGAGAAGAGAGGGAUCCAAAUAUGGUACUUUGGUUAAUGUGGUGAUACCUCGGCCCCGACCCAAUUGGGAACCAUCACCACCUGGAGUUGGAAAGGUGUUUUUGGAGUAUGCUGAUGUGGGUGGUGCAACAAUGGCACAAGCUCAGUUGAGUGGACGAAAUUAUGCAGGGAAUCCAAUAGUGGCGGAGUUUUAUGCUGAGAAAGAAUUUGCUAACUUGAUUAUGAAGCCUAAAUUAUGAAGCCCAGCUGUUUGUUAUUGCCAUUUAGCUUGGAUUCACAUCUUAAAUUUGUAUUUCUGUAAUUCCUAGGCUCAUCAGUUGAACACGGAAUAUAAAUAUAUAUUUUCUUUGGUGGGCCUUCUAGCCAGCCGAGUAAA
Prosopis cineraria is the source of this 1206-nucleotide messenger RNA. Its product is annotated as splicing factor U2af large subunit A-like. Gene Ontology annotation, cellular component: U2AF complex; nuclear speck; commitment complex. Lineage: Eukaryota; Viridiplantae; Streptophyta; Magnoliopsida; Fabales; Fabaceae. The coding region runs from base 62 to 1069 and encodes 335 amino acids. The transcript has 5 exons. The record is from RefSeq and is a predicted model, not a curated record. Gene Ontology annotation, molecular function: pre-mRNA 3'-splice site binding; poly-pyrimidine tract binding.